AAGACUGGACUAGCCUGAAUUUCAGGAGUUGUGAUUAAUCAAAAGUUUCUACACUGAUCUAAGAUAAGAAUUAUUGAUUGUUGUCGUGGUUGAUGAAUCGAAGGCGAUGGAGCAGGGUGUGUUUCCUCUAAGCCGCUGUCAGCUCUCUCUGAGGAACAUCCUGUCUGUACACAACCAACCGGUGUGUGAGGAGCAGGCCUGGGCGCUGUGCUAUCAGCUCUGCUCACUGCUGGAGAGGAACUUCAGUCUGGAUGACGAGCAGAGUUACAGCUCCUGGAGGAGUUUCAGACUCCCCGGACCCGAGGGGAUUUUUCUCUCUCAAGAUGGAAACGUCUCUCUGAGAAUAGAGCACGGCAGAGUGGAACACCAGUUUGUAAUCGAGACAGAGGAUCAGACGGUCGACUACGUGGGUCGUCUGAUGUACUCGUGUCUGGACUGGGGUCUUGGUGCAGACGUAGAGCGAGAGCUGGACGAGACGCUGGAGCUGCUGGUGGAUCAGAUGACCAGGGUGGACAUCAGACUGGGUGCCGAACGUUGCCUCCAGCCCAUAGGGACCAUCUCGGAGGUCCUGCAGGUUUGUGAAGAGCGGCUUUAUAACCCGAGUCAGGCGGCUCAGCAUUACAGGAGUGUGUGCGCUACGCUUUACUCACACACCAUCGAGCUGUGCAACUAUCUACAGAUUAUCCAGCAAACCCAGGAGAGUUUGCAGAACCUGAUCAUGGAAUCGGAGAACAGUCUGGUGCCGCCGGACAUGACGGCUAACUGGGUGAAGAAAAAUAAAGAGUUCACCUGGAAGCACCUGAUGGACGAGUUGAGCAGAGGCGUUGUCCUGCGUCCUCCGAGGGACAACCUGAACCCCAGCGUCCCUCUGUCGGUCGACACGUCUCCUUUUACCCAACUCCUGCAAGACAUCCAGCUCAGACGCUACACGCUGCGCAAAGUCAAGGCGUUGGAGAACGGUGGUGGAGAGCAAAGAGCCGAUCCUCACCAAGCGCUGCUGGAUGUUAUACGGUCGGGGCCUAAACUGCGGCCGGUCUCGGAGCGAAAACUUAAACCGAGAGUCCAGAACCUGAAACACGAGGUCAGUCUGCAUGAGCUGCUGAUGCAGGAGAUCCGCUCCACUGACCCGGUGAAGCUCCUGUCCUCGUGUCAAAGGAGACGGCCAUGCAAAGAAACAGUAACUAGGUCUCCAAAUCUGUCAGGGGACAACGGCACGUCGCCUGUGAAAUCCCUGACGUCGGUCUGUGAAGAUUCAAAUGAAUACAUGUCCUUUCUGAAUGCAGUACACAACUCCAGCCAGGAGGGGGCAUCAUGUCGAGAAAUGUUGUGUAAAGAUGGUUCGGCUCCACAAGAGGACAGUUAUACAGCAGGUUCAUGUGUGAAGAAUCUCAGUUUCUCUCCUGUCCUGUCCUCCACACCUCUGAGUCUUCCUGAAGAGUGCGGGCUCUACCGGGGGAAACGGCGUGCAUGCUCCUUGCCCGGCAACCUGGAAGUCCGCCAGCCAGCACCGAAGAACAAAGUUUCUGUUCCUACAACGAUUGCUGAUGUCAUCAAAACACAUUACAGGAAGAAGGGGAAGGCGUCGGGUGAGCUGUACAGGAACUGGCGGAUUUGUUCAUGCUGCGCAAAGAGAAGUUUGUUUUUCACCUGGCACAACUUCUGCUCUCUGUGCAGUAGGGUUGUGUGUCCUGAGUGCUGUUUAGAGCUGCGUCUACCAUUUAAAUGGUGCAUCAACCUCCCCAUAAGCUUCUUCAAGAAGAUUGUGCUGAGAAAAGAAUCAGAGGAAAGUCAGAGGGACUUCUGGAACGAACGAUGGACGUGGGAUCCGUCCCGGAUUCCUCUGGUUCUGACAUCGUCCCAUGUAUCCGCUUCCGUCGCUCCUCACACUCUGGCUAUGAGAGACUGGCAUAAUCAGGACAUGUGUGUCGGAUGUCAGGGGCUUCUUCUGGAGGCGUGCGACUCACCGGCGCCACCUUUCAGGAUCAGAGCUCCUCAAGAGGUUUAAUCAACGUCUGUCUUUCUCUUUGUGCUCCACCUUCAGCCUUUAAUGUAUGUACGAUAUUCCAAAUGCAGGACGCUGCGUGAUGUGUGUUAGCUGAUGUUGUGUAUUUAUGGGGUAUUUUUUUUUUUUUCUUUUUUUCCUCUUUCCACGUCCGACGUUGGCGCUUUUAAGCCCUCUUCCACACUGUUCCUUUAGCCACCUGUCACUGUGGAGGUGUGUGUGUGUGUUGCGUUUAUUUAUUUAUCUAUAUUUAUUUAUUUAUUUAUUUAUUUAUUUUCUUGAUGUUCUGGGCUGCUAAAGCACAGAGGCAUUUAAUAUCACCAGUGUCCUCGCUGUACAGAAUAUUUAACAUUUUUAUACCAUUUUUAAUAUCGUAAUGGAAAUAAAUAUAGAUUUUUUUU
This is a messenger RNA of Clarias gariepinus (North African catfish), 2403 nucleotides long. RefSeq lists its product as uncharacterized. Lineage: Eukaryota; Metazoa; Chordata; Actinopteri; Siluriformes; Clariidae. Gene Ontology annotation, cellular component: cytoplasmic vesicle membrane; cell cortex. Gene Ontology annotation, molecular function: actin binding. Bases 107 to 2005 code for a protein of 632 amino acids. Gene Ontology annotation, biological process: polar body extrusion after meiotic divisions; Golgi vesicle transport; actin nucleation. The transcript is spliced from 16 exons. The record is from RefSeq and is a predicted model, not a curated record.